Episyrphus balteatus (marmalade hoverfly) is the source of this 708-nucleotide messenger RNA. It is a transcript of the gene ND-ASHI, whose product is annotated as NADH dehydrogenase [ubiquinone] 1 beta subcomplex subunit 8, mitochondrial. Bases 71 to 610 code for a protein of 179 amino acids. The transcript has 3 exons. Gene Ontology annotation, cellular component: mitochondrion. The record is from RefSeq and is a predicted model, not a curated record. NCBI's taxonomy places the organism in Eukaryota, Metazoa, Arthropoda, Insecta, Diptera, Syrphidae.
AAUGACAUUUCAUUCGACAGAUGAAAAAUAAUUUUCCAAAAAUUGAGGUUCUUCUCAAAAUCUUCCAAGGAUGGCCAGCUUAAUUAAAGGGCUACGUUUGGCCCAACAUAUUUCCAAGAAUUCUUCAAUUUUGGUCACUGCCUCUAGGACAGCUGCCCAUUGGAACAAGGAUUUCAAACCAGGUCCAUUCCCAAAAACUCAAGAAGAACGUGAUGCAGCAGCCAAAAAAUAUAAUUUGCUGCCCGAGGAAUAUCGUCCAUACGCAGAUGAAGGUCUGUACUAUGGCGAUUAUCCUCAUUUGCCAGAAGGUCCCGGUGGACUAGGUAUUGAAGCUAAGGAUAACUACUAUCCAUACGAUUUUCCCGAACACAAAAGGAAUUUCAAUGAACCUCUUCAUGCCCAAAUCGAUUUAAUUGGUGAAGAUCGUUACAGUCAACCUGAGAAAACAAGGUUUGAGAACUGGCAAUACUUUGCUAGUUUCUUUGGCUUUAUGACAUGUUGCUUUGUUCUGUACUACUGGCUGGAGGACAAGAAAAUGUUCCGACCUGUAUUGCCAAAGCAAUACCCUCGAGAUGGCAAAGUUCAUUACACGUUCGAGCCUAAGAAUUAAAUAUUAUAAUUUUGCAAUUUAUAGCGAUAAUUUAAUCGAUUGAAUAAAAAAACGAUGGCAAUUAUUGAUUUGUUGAUCAAAUUGGAACCAAAUAAGAA